AUGCCCACGACGGCAAUCGAACUCCCAAACCUGGGACAAAAUACGGGAGAAGAAAGACAAAGAAAUCUCAAUUCCUCUAGCACCCUAGAAGUCGACGAGGUUAUGCAGCAAUCUCUCAUUGCAGAUUCACAAGUCCCCGACGGAGGCUAUGGCUGGGUUCUCAUCGGUGCAUGUGCCGUUGUGACAUGGUGGUUCGUCGGUGCCUCGUAUACAUGGGGUGUGAUGCAAGCAGAACUAGUUGACAAAGAGGGAUAUUCCUCUUCGACUUUGGCGUUUGUUGGAUCGCUGUGUCCGGCUUGUAUCUCUCUUCUUGCUGUUCCUAAUGCGAGGGUGAUUGGAUUGAUUGGAGCUCGGACGACUGCCAUGCUUGGUAUUUUCUUGCUCGGUCUUGGCAGUAUUCUUAGUGGAUUUGCUACACAUAGUGUUCCUGGACUUUUUAUGACUUGGGGCUUUGUUGGUGGUCUUGGGACUAGCUUGUGCUUCAUGGUUGUUUCCGUCACACCAGCUCAAUAUUUCAAAGCCAAGCGCGGCAUCGCAAACGGAAUUGUCUAUGCUGGCGGCGGACUGGGCGGCACAGUCAUCAGUUUCAUCCUCGACGCACUCCUCCAAAGCGUGGGCAUAGCCUGGACAUUCCGGAUCCUCGGGUUCCUUAUCAUGGCAACGGGGCUACCAGCCGCCUGGUUCAUCAAAGAACGCUCACCAAUCAAACCAGCAAAGAUGGUCGAAUGGAGUCUGUUCAAGGAUGUGCGCUUUGCAGUUCUUUUCGCUGUCGGUGUCAUCGGUACAUUCCCGCUCUUCGUGCCAGCUUUCUUUUUGCCAUUGUAUACCAACUCGCUUGGCUUGCGAUCCAGCGCUGGAGCAGGUCUCGUGGCGGCGUUUAACUUUUCGUCUGCGAUUGGGCGUCUUUCGUGUGGAUUUGCGUGUGAUCGGUUGGGAUCACUGAACACGCUUUUCUUGUCGUUGCUGCUCAGUGCUUUAAGUAUUUUUGUGCUGUGGCCUGUUUCUACUUCUAUUGGGCCUUUGAUUGCGUUCACGAUCAUCAAUGGGUCUGCGAAUGGGGGUUUCUUUUCGACUAUGCCUACCGUUGUCGGGAACGUGUUUGGCUCGGCGCGGAUGUCCGUUGCUGUGGGUAUGAUUGUUAGUGGGUGGCUUGGCGGUUACUUGCUUGGUGCUCCUAUUGCUGGUUACAUUUUGAAUGCUUCUGGUGGUCAGGCUGGUGGUAUUGGAGCUUAUCGACCGGCUAUCUUUUAUGCUGGCUCUAUGGCCACGGCUGCGACUAUUUUGGCAGCAUUUGUGCGGAUUAAGGUUGAUCGGAGGAUUAAGAAGACCGUUUGA
Molecule: messenger RNA, 1335 nt
Organism: Penicillium canescens
Lineage: Eukaryota; Fungi; Ascomycota; Eurotiomycetes; Eurotiales; Aspergillaceae
Exons: 2
Coding region: 1-1335 (444 amino acids)
Biological process (GO): transmembrane transport
Cellular component (GO): fungal-type vacuole membrane
Molecular function (GO): transmembrane transporter activity
Source: RefSeq, a predicted model, not a curated record